AUGUGCCUGUUUCUUCCUGUCCUAAGUUCGGAGUCAGCGCCCCCUGUGGUCCGGAAGGGAAGUGACGUUGUUGCUGGGAAGAUGGCGACCGCGGCGACUAUCCCAUCGGUAGCCACGGCCACGGCAGCGGCUCUCGGCGAGGUGGAGGAUGAAGGGCUCCUGGCGUCGCUGUUCCGGGACCGCUUCCCCGAGGCCCAGUGGCGCGAGCGGCCCGAUGUGGGCCGCUACCUCCGGGAGUUGAGCGGCUCGGGGCUGGAGCGGCUGCGGCGCGAGCCCGAGCGCCUGGCGGAGGAGCGGGCGCAGCUGCUGCAGCAGACGCGCGACUUGGCCUUCGCUAACUACAAGACCUUCAUCCGCGGCGCCGAGUGCACCGAGCGCAUCCACCGCCUGUUUGGCGACGUGGAGGCGUCGCUCAGCCGCCUGCUCGACCGCUUGCCCAGCUUCCAGCAGAGCUGCAGGAACUUUGUGAAGGAAGCCGAGGAGAUCAGCUCCAACCGCCGGAUGAAUAGCCUGACCCUAAACCGGCACACAGAAAUUUUGGAAAUACUGGAGAUUCCUCAGCUCAUGGACACCUGUGUCCGGAACAGUUAUUAUGAAGAGGCCCUGGAGCUUGCAGCCUACGUACGCCGACUGGAGAGGAAAUACUCUUCCAUCCCUGUCAUCCAGGGCAUCGUGAACGAAGUGCGCCAGUCCAUGCAGCUGAUGCUUAGCCAGCUGAUCCAGCAACUGAGGACCAACAUCCAGCUUCCCGCCUGCCUCCGUGUCAUUGGCUACCUGCGGCGCAUGGACGUCUUCACUGAGGCUGAGUUGAGGGUGAAGUUUCUUCAGGCCCGAGAUGCUUGGCUCCGGUCCAUCCUGACUGCCAUUCCUAAUGAUGAUCCCUAUUUCCAUAUUACAAAAACCAUCGAGGCCUCCCGUGUCCAUCUCUUUGAUAUCAUCACCCAGUACCGUGCCAUCUUCUCAGACGAGGACCCACUGCUGCCCCCUGCCAUGGGUGAGCACACUGUGAAUGAGAGUGCCAUCUUCCAUGGCUGGGUGCUACAGAAAGUCUCACAGUUCCUGCAGGUGCUGGAGACCGACCUUUACCGGGGCAUAGGCGGCCGCCUGGACUCUCUGCUGGGCCAGUGCAUGUACUUUGGGCUGUCCUUCAGCCGGGUGGGAGCUGAUUUCCGGGGUCAAUUGGCUCCUGUUUUCCAGCGGGUGGCCAUCAGCACUUUCCAGAAAGCAAUUCAGGAAACAGUGGAGAAAUUCCAGGAAGAAAUGAACUCCUACAUGCUCAUCUCAGCUCCAGCCAUCCUGGGCACCAGUAACAUGCCUGCUGCUGUGCCAGCCACCCAGCCGGGGACGCUGCAGCCACCCAUGGUGCUCCUAGAUUUCCCACCCCUCGCCUGCUUCCUCAACAAUAUUCUGGUUGCCUUCAAUGAUCUGCGCCUCUGCUGCCCUGUGGCCCUGGCGCAGGAUGUGACUGGGGUCUUGGAAGAUGCCCUUGCCAAGGUAACUAAAAUAAUCCUGGCCUUCCAUCGCGCUGAAGAGGCUGCCUUCAGCAGCGGGGAGCAAGAGCUCUUCGUCCAGUUCUGCACUGUCUUCCUGGAAGACCUUGUUCCGUAUUUAAAUCGCUGUCUCCAAGUCCUUUUUCCACCAGCUCAGAUAGCACAGACUUUAGGCAUUCCUCCCACUCAGCUCUCCAAGUACGGUAACCUAGGGCAUGUGAACAUCGGCGCCAUUCAGGAGCCCCUCGCCUUUAUCCUGCCAAAGAGAGAGACGCUUUUCACCCUGGAUGACCAGGCGCUGGGGCCCGAGCUCACAGCUGCAGCACCAGAGCCUCCCGCCGAGGAGCCACGCCUGGAGCCCGCGGGCCCAGCCUGCCCGGAGGGAGGGCGAGCGGAGACACAGGCGGAACCGCCCAGCGUGGGGCCCUAGCCGGCGUCCCCUGCCUCCAGAACGCGGUGCGUGAGGUUCCCGGCGCGGGGUGGCCAGGACUGCCUCGCCCUGGAAGGUCCAGGCCGGGUUCGGGAGGCGGCAAGGCGCUCCCGGGAGGAGAGCGGAAGGGGGCGGUGCUCACUGCCAGUCUAGGCAGGAAGGCGGGGAUCCAGUCGCGGCUUUGUUGUGCGCUGGCCGACGGCGCUUCCCGGCGUGCCCCGCGCUGCGGCCGGAAGGGGCGGGCCGGGUCACUGUUGCGGGGGCCGCCAUGGCCCGGCUGUGGGGCGCGCUGAGUCUUCGGCCACUGUGGGCUGCCGUGCCGUGGGGCGGGGCGGCAGCCGUCGGUGCCCGGGCUUGCAGCUCCGCGGCCGCCCCGGACGGCGUCGAGGGCCCGGCGCUCCGGCGCUCCUAUUGGCGCCACCUGAGGCGUCUGGUGCUGGGUCCUCUGGAACCGCCGUUCUCGCACGUGUGCCAAGUCGGGGACCCGGUGCUGCGCGGCGUGGCGGCCCCGGUGGAGCGGGCGCAGCUAGGCGGGCCCGAGCUGCAGCGGCUGACGCAACGGCUGGUCCAGGUGAUGCGGCGGCGGCGCUGCGUGGGCCUAAGCGCGCCGCAGCUGGGGGUGCCGCGGCAGGUGCUGGCGCUGGAGCUCCCCGAGGCGCUGUGUCGGGAGUGCUCGCCCCGCCAGCGCGCGCUCCGCCAGAUGGAGCCCUUCCCCCUGCGCGUGUUCGUGAACCCCAGCCUGCGAGUGCUUGACAGCCGCCUGGUCACCUUUCCCGAGGGCUGCGAGAGCGUCGCCGGCUUCCUGGCCUGCGUGCCCCGCUUCCAGGCGGUGCAGAUCUCAGGUGCGGGCGGCGGGGACCGGGGCGGCUGGAGCGGCGCGCGCGUCUUUUCCGCCCGACUCCGGCGAGAGCGCAGAAGUGGUCGCGGUUCAUACGCCGGACCUCCCGCAGGAGCGAAGUGGGAUGCGGGAGCGGAGAGGCCUCAGGACGGAUAGAAGCUCCUGUGGGGCAGAGCCCGCUCAGAUAGGACGCAGGGGCGAGGAGAGGUCCCCCAAUUCCGCUGUUACCUGACAGCCUGGCGUCUGCUUUCUGCUCCCUUGCUCUCUGAGGCAAACACCCUCUUCGGCCCCAGUUAGAUCGCCACGGUGGAGGUGGAGAAGUGGGGGUUAGCCCCCCAGCCUGACCCAGCCCAGGGGGCUAGGCCAUUCCCCCCGUGGUACCACAGGAUGCCUCGCGGAAUGCGGGCUCUGCUGGGGUCGGGGUGAUUGUUCCUGCAGAGCAAGCCCGUCGGUUCAAGAGGGUCAGAAAAACAAGUGGGGCCUCAAGCUGCAGAACCUCUGUUAGGCGUUGGUAGCCCACAGGUACCUCAGAAGUGGGAGGAGUGUUCGGAAGGGUCGCACCGUAGAAAGAUGAUUUCUCAUCUCAGCUCUACAGUGAGCUGGAUAACCUAAUUACCAGAGUUGGGAACCAGGUUGAACGCUUGGUAAUGGACCGAGAUGAGGCACGUUUUCCAGUUAGAAAAGGAGCUGCUGUCUACAUUUGCCAUCUGCUGUUGCCUCUUGUCAAUGGGAACAGCCGGGACCGGGGGCAGGGGUAGGGAGGUUGAGGAUGAUGCAGUUCAGCUGUUCCCACUCACCAGGGCUGUAACUUCCUUUGCAGGGCUGGACCCCAAUGGAGAACAGGUGGUGUGGCAGGCGAGAGGGUGGGCAGCCCGCAUCAUCCAGCACGAGAUGGACCACCUGCAGGGCUGCCUGUUUAUUGACAAAAUGGACAGCAGGACGUUCACAAACGUCUACUGGAUGAAGGUGAAUGACUAAAGCUUUGCUAUUGGGGCUGAGGAUUCCGGAUACCAAGACGCAAACACUUUCACUUUGAGCUGGGCACAUCUUACUUGGCAUCAACUUGGAUGGCUCGCAUAUGACAGGAAACUGGAUUGCCUAGACAUGGCAGACUGAGCUGGAGGAAGAUGUCAGAAAUGUUUACCCUGAAAUCAGUUACGGACGAAAUGUUGGCUACAACUUGAGGAGAAAAAUCACCCCCAAAGGAGUGGACAUUUCCUAACAAUUCUGUAUGGAGGAAGGUGGGGUAAUUGCAUCCGUCUGCAGUAGACACGAGUUCCUCGGACCUGUAUAAUCUCCCAAAGCCAAGGUUUAGUAAUAAUGUAGUCCCCAAAUACCUGAAAGCUGUCUUUAAAAAUGCAGGUAAGCAUGUGACUGGCCAUUUGUGCCGAGUUCUUAUUUUUACGGAGGGCUUGUGGCCUUAGACGCCAGUUUGCUUAUGGAAAUGAAACAGAAUAGUCCCUGUUCAAGGAUGUGUUUCAUGACAGCACGAGUGUAAAUAGGUGUCCACACAUUUUAACAGCCUUGGGCAGGAUUUUGCUGCUGAGAUCCCUAGAGCAGCUGGUUCUUGGCUCAUUCUUGGGGUAGAGGCCGUGGAUCAGGGCUGGGGGCAGGGGUGACAAUUGAGAAGUGCACUGAGCCCUUUCCUGUUAACAAUUGGGACAUAGCAGGAUUAGUACUUCCUGGUUAUACACUUAUUUUGUAAAAAUAGAAUUAAUAUCACAGCAACCAAUGUGUAGGUUUAAGAAAGUGGCCAGGUGCAGUGGUUCACGCCUGUAAUCCCAGCACUUUGGGAGGGCGGGGCGGGUGGAUCACGAGGUCAGGAGUUCAAGACCAGCCUGGCCAAGAUGGUGAAACCCUGUCUCUACUAAAGAUACAAAAAUUAGCCGGGCGUGGUGGCGAGCACCUGUAAUCCCAGGUACUUGUGAAGCCAAGGCAGAGAAUUGCUUGAACCCAGGAGGCGGAGGUACAGUGAGCCGAGAUCACGCCACUGCACUCCAUCCAGCCUGGGCGACAGAGCAAGACUCAGAAGUAUGAUUCUGGCUGUAGAGUUUUCUUUUUUUCUCUGUCUCAAAAAAAGUGUCAGCUUUGUCAAAAGGUGAAGGAACUGAUUUUAUUUAUUCUUUUAUUUUUUUUUUUAAGAUAGAGAUGGGGGUCUUACUGUGUUGCCCAGGCUGGCCUCAAAUUCCUGGUCUCAGGCAAUCCUCCUGCCUCGGCCUCCCAAAGUGCUGGGAUCACAGUUGUGAGCCACACUACCCAGCCAAACUCCAGUUUUAGUUAAACUGUUUCACCUCAUUUUUAUGCUGAGUUUUGUAAAGUAGGUAUUCUUGCUAAACAGAGUCCUGAAAAUCAAACUAUACAAGUAGUAGGAAGUCCAGUAAGCUGUUUAGAGGAAAAAGUGUUAUAAAUGGCAGUUAAAUGAACCCAGGAAAGACCCGUCCUCCUUUGUGGCUUUCUCUGAGGCCCCAUGAGGCCAAGCCAGAAGCAAACUGGCUCUAGGUGUAGCCAGACUUUGAAAAUGAAUCCCGGCCAGGCUUGGUGGCUCAUGCCUGUAAUCCCAGCACUUUGGGAGGUCAAGGCAGGCAGAUCACCUGAGGUCAGGAGUUCAAGACCAGCCUGGCCAACAUGGCAAAACCCUGUUUCUACUAAAAAUAUGAAAAUUAGCUGGGUGUGCUGGUAGGCGCCUGUAAUCACCGCUACUUGGGAGGCUGAGGCGGGAGAAUCGCUCAAACCUGGGAGGCAGAGGUUGCAGUGGGCUGAGAUCUCGCCACUGUACUCCAGCCUGGGCGACAGAGCAAGGCUCUGUCUCAAAAAAAAAAAAAAAAGGAAUCCCAACCAGAUACUGGUGCAAGGUCAGAGACGCAGCCAAUGGGGAGAUUUGUAGAAAGCUCAUAGAUGCUGAAAACAUGGGUCUUUAGGAAAAUUAUAAUUCAGUUGAGCCUCCUUUCAUUUGGACAAUGUUCAGAAGCUCUUACAGGGGGCUAUGGCGAUCUUUUGAUGCUUCUUAUAGUCUUCUGAGGUUAACGCUUUUGUGGUGGGCAUCGGUAGCAAUAAAAUGCAAACUUUAUUGCA
Messenger RNA from Gorilla gorilla gorilla (western lowland gorilla), 5830 nucleotides. It is a transcript of the gene COG8, whose product is annotated as component of oligomeric golgi complex 8. NCBI's taxonomy places the organism in Eukaryota, Metazoa, Chordata, Mammalia, Primates, Hominidae. Bases 1 to 1920 code for a protein of 639 amino acids. Gene Ontology annotation, cellular component: mitochondrion; COG complex. Gene Ontology annotation, molecular function: peptide deformylase activity. Gene Ontology annotation, biological process: N-terminal protein amino acid modification; peptidyl-methionine modification; intra-Golgi vesicle-mediated transport. The record is from RefSeq and is a predicted model, not a curated record. The transcript is spliced from 5 exons.